UCGGAGUUUAAAAGUGCAAAAUAUUUGGACAUUCCUAGUUCCAAAGACUUUGCACCACAACAACACGCGAUAUGAUCUGGUUUCCUCUAGAUAUUCAUCCGAUCACACACAGAGGUCACAAGAGGAUAAAAGAACGAAAUGUGUUUGGCGAAGAAUGGAGAUUUCUUGUGGGUGUUCAUCUUGUUUAUGAAUUAAAAUGGUACUCGUGAACGCUGAUUUCUUGAAAAUAUUUGAAGAAUUCACCGAAUGUCAUGGAAUUGCUACCGCCUAGAUAUUUCAUAUUUGCUGUUUUCUUAGCCUGUAUUGUUCCACAGUGUAUAGUUGGUCUCAAAUGUUCAUGUAAUGAUCCAAACAAUAUUCUGUUAUGUGAUAAUAAUGUCUGUGAUGCUGGAGAAGGAGGGAAGUGUGCAAAACUUGUAGAGAGACGGGAUGGAAGUUUGGAAACCUCUUUGAUUUGUAUGCUUAAGGAGGAGCUAAUGACUAUAGGAAAAAAUGGCUCAGAGAAGCAUUUCAAUUGUAUAGAAACCACUCCCACUGUUUUGUUUGGGAAAAAGUGCUGCGAUGACCAGGACUAUUGUAAUGAAGAGUUGGACAUUCCGAUGCCUGAGUACACCCCUUUGCCAAGUGUUGUUUGUAACCAACCAGUACACAGUGGUAAAUGCGAAGGUAUAGAAACAGUACGCUAUGUUUACUUACCCGAAACUAAACGCUGUGUACAAUUUUCAUAUUCUGGAUGUGGAGGCAAUGACAAUCGAUUCAAAACAAAAGAAUUAUGUGAACAAAUGUGUAAAGAUUCUAAUGAAGAUGGAACAGGGAAUAAGUUUGACACCUUAGAGCUUGCCGCCAUUAUUGCUGUGCCGAUAUGUUUUGUGUGUAUCCUCAUCAUGAUUAUAUUAGUCGCCCGUCAUUUUCACCAUAACUUGCCCAGGAUUAUGAUUAACAGCGCAGAAGUCCCCCAUCCAUUUUUAGAUGGAGGUCCAAGCUUAAUAGAUAUCAUUGAUCCCACUCUUCCAGGAUCUGGCUCUGGACUUCCUCUUCUUGUCCAACGUACGAUUGCUCGGCAGAUUACUAUACAGGAGUGUAUCGGUAAAGGACGUUAUGGUGAGGUCUACCGGGGAAGUUGGCGUAAUGAGGCAGUUGCUGUAAAAGUCUUCUCAACACGUGAGGAGAAGUCAUGGUUCCGAGAAGCAGAGAUUUACCAAACUGUUAUGCUGCGGCACAAAAAUAUUUUGGGUUUUAUUGCAGCUGACAACAAAGAUAGUGGUAUUUCUACUCAGCUUUUACUGAUCACAGAUUACCAUGAGUAUGGUUCCCUCUAUGACUACCUGAAUCGAAAUACAAUUAAUGUGAAUGGCAUGAUCAAAAUGUCUUGGUCAAUUGCAAAUGGUUUAACUCAUUUGCAUAUGGAGAUAAUAGGAAUGCAAGGCAAACCGGCUAUAGCCCAUCGUGAUUUGAAGAGUACAAACAUUCUAGUGAUGCGCAACGGUCAGUGCGCUAUUGCUGACCUUGGUCUGGCUGUCCGUCAUAACUCCGCAACAGAUGAAGUAGACAUUGCUCCUAACCAUCGAGUUGGGACUAAGCGGUACAUGGCUCCAGAGGUCCUGGAUGAGUCUAUUAACAUUCACCAUUUUGACUGUUUCAAGAGGGCCGAUGUGUACGCUUUGGGGCUGGUCUUUUGGGAGAUUGCCAGGCGGUGCACAAUUGGAGGUCUUGUUGAAGAUUGCUGUUUGCCUUACUAUGAGUAUGUGCCGUUAGAUCCCAACAUUGAUCUGAUGAGGAAAGUUGUUUGUGUUGAUCAGUACAGACCCUCAAUUCCAAAUUGGUGGAGUUCAAUUGAGGCGAUGCGUAUCAUGGCAAAGCUCAUGAAAGAAUGUUGGUAUCAUAACGGAGCUGCUAGGCUAACCACACUGCGUAUUAAGAAAACUCUUGAUUCUCUUGCCAAGGGGGAGGAUGUUAAGGUCUAGGGCCAUGUUGCCCAUUGCCGAUACUGAACUGUGUCAGAACAAAGCAUAAGAGGGGGUUUGUGUUAACAGAGAUUUUGUUUUAUCUGUAAUUGUUUACAUGCCCACCCUUUAGUGACCCCUGAUGAUGUAUAUGAUACAUAUGCACAUUAUGUACCACGCAAUGCACAAAGUAACUAGUCAUCAUUUCACUAUAAUCAGAGGCAUCUUAAUAUUAACUGAAUGACUGACAUAUAUCAAAAAUGAAAAGUUUUGACCAAGCACGAACAGAUGUGAUGCCAGCGAUCUUGCUUUUGAGAAGUUUUGAUAAUCUGUACAUAGGAAACUGAGCCAAUUAUGUAUGCUUGGUAUUAUUUCUCUUGUGACUACUCCAUUUUGCAUGGCCUUUGCAGUUUACUUUUUAAAAAUAACACGACAGCUUAUUUCUUCUAGAUGAGUUGCUGAUAUAACUCACCCAGACAUGGGGCUUGAUGAAUUUUAGUUUGUUGCAUACAAUAAAUCGCUUAUACUGUAAAGUUAUGAUUAAACAAAGGUGCAGGAAAUAUAUAUACAAUGUCGGUUUCAUUUUUUAAAAUAUGAAAUCUUUAAUUAUAAAUAAGUUAUAUAUGGUACUGGUGGAUAAACUUAAAUUUUGUAAAUUAAUAAACAAUAAUUAGGUUUGAAACAGGUGGAUAAAAUUUUUAAAAUCAUUGUACACUUCAAAUAUUCAAAUUAGAUUAAUUUAUAUCAGAAUUUGUAUAUUGUCAGUUAAUCCCCAAGAAGAGAUUCAGCUCAGCUACUGCACACAAGCAGUGCUUCAUCUCAGCUGUUGCACACAAGUAGUUAUUCAGCUCAACUACUGCAGACAAGCAAUGCUUCAGUUCAGCUAAUGUACACAAGCAGGGAUUCAGCUCAGCUACUACACAAAAUUUAUACAUUUAUUUAUUUGACAAUCUUUCAAGAGGGUGGCUCUAAGUGCAUGCAAUGCUGACCUCAAGAGGCCUGUUUAAAAAAAAAUCAAAAUACAACAAAAAUUUUGUUAUGAAUUUACCUGUGUGCAUCUCACUAAUGUGAGAAAAGAAUGUUGUAAAUUCAAAAAGUAUAAUUAAAAGGUAACCACUGUGAUGAAUUUCUCAAAGUUGUUUAAUAUAAAUAAGCUUGUUAAGAAUACUUACUUAAAAAUAUCUCUAUUGUAUUAUUGUCUUGAGAUAAAUAUUUACCCAAUUAUUAUUCACAAUCAUUAUGUUUACCAUUUAUGUAAAAGUAGCUUGAUUAAAAAUAUAAAGAAUUUGUAGUAAUACAGAGGAUUACAAGAUUGUAAGACAAUGUUCUGUCAUUCGCUGACAUGAUUGAGAUAUCAAGUCUGAAUCCCUUUUGGUAAUCUCUACAUUGAUUGUGAUGUGGCGCAUAGCCUUAUGCAGUAUACAUACACAUUUACUAUUUUUAGGGAUUCAUUUUAAGUGAGAUUAAUUCACUGGCUACCUAUUGGCAAGUUAUUUGGAGGUUAGUUUAUUUUGAGUUAAUGCAGGAAUCUGAAUGCUACCUCUAUAUUAUACCUCUAAAAAAUAAACAAACCAACAGUAGGCAGAUAAAUCCUCUACAAUUUUUUUAAACCUUGUUCAUAUAUUUAUUACAUGUUUGUUUUAAAAUGAUAUGAUUUGAUUAUGACACUGUCCCAGGUCCAACUUUGAAUGAAUCAGAUAUAAGGUAUUUGUAAUUAUGCUAAUUAAGCUAUGAUGAUCAAUUGACCUUUGUGCAUACAUUGAACUUGUGUGUAAAGGACAUUGUCGUAAAAUGCUUAGAACCAUUUGAUUCAGAUUUGUCAGAUCUAUGUUCAUUAUAGAUUGUUAAUAUUUAUACACGCUUUAAUGUCAGUUUUAUGAGAGCAUUGUAGAUGUAUCCCAGGGAUCAUCUCAAACAAGAUCAUGCAUUGUCAGUUGCUCUGCCUUCUUACAGUACAUUUGCUAGUAUUAUUCCUCAUCUUACAGCUUAGGCUGAACAUCGUAAUUGAUAGUAAUGUUGUUUUAAUCAAUUAUUAAAUUGGGAGUGAAUUUUGUGACUAUAUGAGUCUACAACAGAUUGAUCAGAUCUUCUGUUAUAUAGAGCAAAGAGUGGAUUUAUUUACAUAUAUUUAGCAUUUGUAAUACAGUUAAUCUUGCCCAAGUCGAAUUUGCCUCAAAAUAUUUCAAAGUCAGUCUUAUUUUAUAUACCAAAUGUAUGUUUUUCAUUAAUUAAUGAUCUGUAAUUUAAACUUUAUCCAAAAUUGAACAAUUUUUCAAUUCCAUUUUGGAUUCGACUUGGGCAAGUUCAACUGUAUUUGCUUAUUGCAUAUUGAUGGUAAUGCUUGUAAAUUUUAUCCAUCUAUUAAUUAUUAAAUUCAUUUUUUUUAAAGUAGAGCAAGAGUAGAUUUUAUUCAGCAUCUGAAUUUUUACAUAUUGCAUCAUUUACGCUUGUAAAUUUUAUCCAUCUAAGAGCAACUGAAUAUACUAAUGUCACAAGCAGUAA
Messenger RNA from Anneissia japonica, 4445 nucleotides. Its product is annotated as TGF-beta receptor type-1-like. Gene Ontology annotation, cellular component: plasma membrane; activin receptor complex. The transcript has 9 exons. The record is from RefSeq and is a predicted model, not a curated record. Gene Ontology annotation, biological process: cellular response to growth factor stimulus; activin receptor signaling pathway; protein phosphorylation. The coding region runs from base 252 to 1964 and encodes 570 amino acids. NCBI's taxonomy places the organism in Eukaryota, Metazoa, Echinodermata, Crinoidea, Comatulida, Comatulidae. Gene Ontology annotation, molecular function: activin binding; serine-type endopeptidase inhibitor activity; ATP binding.